This is a messenger RNA of Panicum virgatum (switchgrass), 2140 nucleotides long. RefSeq lists its product as uncharacterized. NCBI's taxonomy places the organism in Eukaryota, Viridiplantae, Streptophyta, Magnoliopsida, Poales, Poaceae. The record is from RefSeq and is a predicted model, not a curated record. The coding region runs from base 556 to 1806 and encodes 416 amino acids. The transcript has 11 exons.
CGAUCUUGGAAAACAGCUUUGUUUUUUGUUUCAAUGUACUUUUAUCAUUUCAAUACUGUGGCAGAGGCAUCCCCGGCUAGGAAUCCGGUGGCGAUGCUGAUGCAAUGCUCGAUCGCCUAGCAGCACUAGCGCGACCAGCAGCUAGCGUUUUUUCUUUAGUUUUUUGUUUCGUUCCGACGGCACAACUUGCUGCUGAUCCACCAGAAAAACAACGCCUUUUCGGUCUCGGGGGCGAAAAGUAUGACAGUUUGGCCGUACAUUACGCCAAGUUGCACUCCUGUUCCGAUGUUGAUUACUGGUCCCCGGUCCCCCAUUUCUUCCCUUCCCCUGCCAACGUUUUUGAGAGGAUAAGACCUGCUUCGUUUCGCUCACUUGUGUUCGUCGUGGUUUGCGUUGUGCGCGCGUGCAGAGGCGGCCGGGGAGCGUAGGUAGUGGUGGUGGUGGCCCUUGCUGGGUGGAGGCUUCGAUUCGGGCGGUGGAUUGUGGCCUGACGAAUCCCGGAAAGGCCGCCGGAAAGGGAGAAGAAAGGUAAGCUAAGCAGGCCGCCGUAGAGCCAUGGGGUGCGGGGCGUCGAGCCAGAAGGACGCCGUCGGCGGGCCCCGGAGACGGCCGGGGAGCGUCGGCGACGUGGUCGUGUUCCUCCCGGGGCUCCGGGUGCCGAGGAGCAUCGACCUCGCCCAGGCGCUCGGCGGGCGCCUGGACAGCAGCAUCGUGGAGCGGCUGUCGGCUCUGAGAGCGCGCGUCGUCGAGAUGGCAAGGCAAGAGUCGGCGGCGGCGCUGAAGCCGAGGCGGAAGACGGCGGCGGCACGGCACGGGUCUAGUACAGCCAGUCUCCUACAGGCCCUCGAAGACUACUUGCCAGUUCUUCUAGGAUUGGUAAAAGAAGGUAGUACGUUGAGGCACACAGUGCAAUUCACCUGGACUAACCAAGAGGAUAAUGCCGCCGAGGAGACGACCAUGGCAGAUGCCUGGUACGAGGUGCUGUCCGUGCUGCAUUUGAUGGCCAUGGUCUGCUUGCUUCAGGCCAACACCCUGCUUCUCCCCAGGUCAUACGGCGAUGGCUAUGCACCAAGAGUUUCCGAAGAGAGCAGACGGGCCACUGUCGAUGUUUUCUUGAAGGCAGCGGGAUACUUAGACUGCGCAAUUCGGCAUGUAAUUCCACAGAUUCCACCCGAACUAAGGAGGCAACUUCCAGUAGACCUGGUUGAAGGAAAUCUCAAAGCUAUAAGCCUGCAAGCUCUGGGUCAGGGGGUUGACAUGCAGCUUGGUUUGGCUAUUGAUAGUCCAAAGGCCACUUUAGCAGUAAAACGGCGCUUAGCCUGUGAAAUGGUCAAGUAUUGGCAACAAGUUCAGGAAAACAUUCCAGAUCUUCCUGGCUCUGAUGGAUGGGGGAAAAAGCACCGGCUGUUUGUCAAGUGGAAAUAUGUUGAAGCAAAGGCUGCAGCAUACUAUUUUCAUGGUUUGAUUCUUGAUGAGGGAAACACGGAGAAAUCCCAUGGAAUGGCAAUAGCUGCACUUCAAGCUUCAGAAGAAUUUCUAAAAGAAAGCAAAAGGAUUUCAGAAGCAUUCCAUGCAACUCCUCCAACAUCGAGGAGCCCUACUCCAUUCGGAACAGCAAAAUAUAUGUUUGACAAGAUCCCAAAAGAUGCUUCAAGCAAGGUCCGAAUCAACCAGGACCUAUAUACUCAAGAAAAGGUGAUAGGAACUCCGCCCCCCUUACCAGAUUUUGCAUUGGCACUAACGCCAGAAGACUAUGAUCUUCCUCCAUUAGAUCCACUUUGGAACAAAGAAGACAGGCGUCAGUAGGUGUAUAUGCAACUGAAUGGUUUCUUCAGACGAAGAGCUUGGCUUUGGAGAGAAAGGAGAAGAAACAGAUCUGCCAUGCCAAAGCUGAACAUGGUAACAAAUGAAGUGUACAAAGUAUGUUUGAACAAAAUCACGAGUCAAAAAAAAGCAAGCAAAAUUUAGGAAUGCCUGAAGAUAAUCUGAAGAGCAUUGUACAGGCAUUUUUUCUUCUGACAAGGGAAAUGCUUUGUAAAAGGUUUGAUUGACCAUUAUCGAUCCUGAUUCCUGAUGUUCGGAUGUUCCAGAUGCUUGCAUUUUCUCGGCAAGGGCAUAGUUUUGUGCCUGUUCUGAUUCA